AGGGCUCGGGACGCACCGGCCGGGCCAGGCUGCGCAGGGCGGCCGCGGCCUGAGCGAGCCAUGGCCGAGCUCCAGUCGCUGUCGGGGGACGCGUACUUGGCGCUGAGCCACGGCUACGCGGCGGGCCUCGCCUACGGGGCGGCCCGGGGGCCUGAGGCGGGGCGCGGCUGCUGCGCGCCGGGACCGGGCGACCACCUCCCGGGGGCGCUCGCCCCGGCCGGCGCGGCCGAGAGCAGCGGCGAGCAGAGUGGCGACGAAGAGGACCCGUUGGAGCGGAGGCGGCGGCAGCGGCGCGGGCCCGGGGAGGCGGCGGACACGCGGCGGACGCCCCGGGAGCCGCGCUCCCUGCGGCUCAGCAUCAACGCACGCGAGCGGCGGCGCAUGCACGACCUGAACGACGCGCUGGACGGGCUGCGGGCCGUCAUCCCCUAUGCGCACAGCCCGUCGGUGCGCAAGCUCUCCAAGAUCGCCACGUUGCUCCUGGCCAAGAACUACAUCCUCAUGCAGGCGCAGGCCCUGGACGAGAUGCGGCGCCUGGUGGCUUACCUCAACCAGGGCCAGGGCCUGGCCGCUCCCGUGGCCGCUGCGCCCUUGGCGCCCUUCGGCCCGGCCGCCGUGUACCCCUUCUCGGCGGGCGCCGCGUUGGGCCCCUGCCCGGACAAGUGCUCCGUCUGUCCCGGGGCUCCAUCAACGCCAUGCAAACACUAUAACCCGAAGCCGUGAUGGCGACGCCCAUGCGCGCCCUCCCGUUCGUGCGACCCCUCCCCCGAGACCGCCGCCCCACCGGGCCCGGGAGAAGCGGCCGGCACUGCCUCCAGCCGCAGCGCUCUUAACAGUGUGAGGCCAAGGCGAGGGUGA
This is a messenger RNA of Ochotona princeps (American pika), 858 nucleotides long. It is a transcript of the gene BHLHE23, whose product is annotated as basic helix-loop-helix family member e23. Gene Ontology annotation, molecular function: protein dimerization activity. The record is from RefSeq and is a predicted model, not a curated record. Bases 61 to 723 code for a protein of 220 amino acids. NCBI's taxonomy places the organism in Eukaryota, Metazoa, Chordata, Mammalia, Lagomorpha, Ochotonidae. The transcript has a single exon.